Molecule: messenger RNA, 1003 nt
Organism: Papaver somniferum (opium poppy)
Lineage: Eukaryota; Viridiplantae; Streptophyta; Magnoliopsida; Ranunculales; Papaveraceae
Exons: 2
Coding region: 27-734 (235 amino acids)
Source: RefSeq, a predicted model, not a curated record
AAAAAAUCUACUGUCCAUAGAGUCUUAUGGCAGCCAAUUAUGCAGUCCAAAGUUCCGGAUCAUACAUCUCGAAUACAAUAUCUUCACUGAAAAAGGCACAGAUAAGUUGUAUUUCUUCAUUGAACAACCCAAGUUGUCAAAUCUCAGCUGAUAGUACUAGUAAAAGUAGAAAACUAGAUGAGAGAAAGAAUAAGAAGAUUGCACCUGCUGCGACAAUCCCAACAAUGUCCGAAAUCAUGGAUUCCUCUAAAGUUCAGAAACUCCAACUGAAGUUACAAUCGUUGGGACCUUUUUUUAGAAUCACUGUCAGUAGUUUAGAAACGGAGAAAGAGCUGGGGAGAGCUGAAGGUUUUGUGAAGAUUUGGUUUGGAGCUGGUAAAAUUCUUCAUUUAGACAACAUUAUAUUGAGAAGGGAAACACUGGGCAUGGAGAAAUCAAUAUUUGGGAUAGGUUUGUUUGUCGGAGCCGUUGCUAUCCGAUAUGGUUAUGAUUGCGGUUGUAAGACAGCUGAGCUUCUUGCCAUUAAUGAUUCUGAUCUUUACCAUUCCAAGCUUGUUAGGUUCUAUACAAGAAUGGGGUUCAGGGCAGUGCAUGAGGUGACAGGAGGUUCUAUUCAAGACCUAGCACACUUGUUGGUAUGGGGAGGCAACGGAACUCGAAUGGAUGCCAACAUCGAGGAACUUUUGUUAAAAUGGGGCAGAAAGUUUAAGCCAAGGAGUUCAUCUCAAAGAUGACACAACACAACAUGCAAUCGCUUUCCAAAGCUGAGUUUGAAGUCGACUGAAACAAAUAAAUGAUUAUCCUUUUUUUUUUUUUUUUGUAACUUACAGGAUGUACUGGUAGAAAUACAGAAUCCAUCAGAAACUGUAUAGAGCAUAAAUGAGAAGCUCAACCUAGAACUUUCAAACCCAAACUCAGAAUCUGUAAUAUCAGUGAAUUGCAGGACUUGGACAUAUCCAAAGAUGUUUGAGAAACAGAAUUCACAAAUGAAAUAUUUUCUGCA